This is a messenger RNA of Canis lupus familiaris (dog), 2004 nucleotides long. RefSeq names its product DNA polymerase delta 2, accessory subunit (gene POLD2). The transcript has 10 exons. Gene Ontology annotation, cellular component: delta DNA polymerase complex. Gene Ontology annotation, biological process: DNA replication; DNA strand elongation involved in DNA replication. The coding region runs from base 559 to 1920 and encodes 453 amino acids. Gene Ontology annotation, molecular function: DNA binding. Lineage: Eukaryota; Metazoa; Chordata; Mammalia; Carnivora; Canidae. The record is from RefSeq and is a predicted model, not a curated record.
CCUAGAAGCCUUGGGAGAGUCAGCCUCUUCGAGCCUUCACUUCUUGUUCGUAACAAAUCCUUGUUACGAGGAUUAAAUGAAGGAAUUGGUGGUUUUCAAGGGAGGCUAGGUGAGCUGAGGCUUAGUUCUGGCAGGAACAGUGAUCGUGUCAUUGCUGUAGGGAUGUCCUGUGUGCUGGCGAUGUGCUUGUGUGCGCACACGUGGCCAGCCAGUAUGUCAGCAUGCAGACCAGGAACCGGGCCCUGGGGGCCAAGGUCCACAAACACCUGCGUCCCCCCGGGGGGGCUCCCUGAGUGCUCACUAUGUCUUCUGCUGCCCCUCCGGGCCCUCCGUCCUGGUCGGGCACGAAUCUCCCCUCCCUUGGGCUCCUCUGUCUUUCCUAACCCAGGGGCCUGGGCAGGGUGACGUCUUCUUUCUCCACCUCCUUCGUCCUCCACCUCUCCUCUCACAUGAUUCCCCCCGGGGGAACAGGACGCGUGCCUUCACCUUUCUGGGGCCGCGUUCCCCGUCUCACUGUGGAUCCAAGUGGCUCUCCGUGCCAAGUUCAGUUCAUCUGAAAUGUUUAUGGGGAGAACCGUGUUACCCCUCCACAUCUGUUGGUCCCAGCCUUGGCCUCCCCGGCUCCAGGUCCGGUCGCGACUGUGGGGAGCAGUGGUGCUCAGGCCCAUCCCACACCAGCGACAGACUCGACCCUGGUUUAUUACAGGCCGUGAAGACAGCCAGACCUCAGGUGAUGGAAUCCAAAUAAAGAAGCUAUGUGAGCUGCAGCCUGGGGAGAAAUGCUGUGUGGUGGGGACCCUCUUCAAGGCCAUGCCACUUCAGCCAUCCAUCCUCCGGGAGAUCAGCGAAGAGCACAACCUGCUGCCGCAGCCUCCUCGGAGCAAGUACAUCCAUCCCGACGACCAGCUGGUCUUGGAAGAUGAACUACAGCGCAUUAAGCUGGAAGGCAGCAUUGACGCGUCAAAGCUGGUCACAGGGACAGUGCUGGCUGUGCUUGGCUCUGUGAGAGACAGCGGGAAGUUCCUGGUGGAGGACCAUUGCUUUGCAGAGCUUGCUCCUCAGAAGCCCGCACCCACCCUGGACACAGACAGGUUUGUGCUGCUGGUGUCUGGCCUGGGCCUGGGCGGAGGCGGGGGUGAGAGCCUGCUGGGCACCCAGCUGCUGGUGGACGUGGUGACAGGGCAGCUGGGGGACGAGGGAGAGCAGUGUAGCGCCGCCCAUGUGUCCCGGGUCAUCCUCGCCGGGAACCUCCUGAGCCACAAUACCCAGAGCAGAGAUUCCAUCAACAAGGCCAAGUACUUAACCAAGAAAACCCAGGCAGCCAGCGUGGAGGCGGUCAAAAUGUUGGAUGAGAUCCUCCUGCAACUGAGUGCAUCGGUACCCGUGGACGUGAUGCCAGGCGAAUUUGACCCAACCAACUACACACUCCCUCAGCAGCCCCUGCACCCCUGCAUGUUCCCACUGGCCACUGCCUAUUCCACCCUCCAGCUGGUCACCAAUCCCUACCAAGCCACCAUCGAUGGAGUCAGAUUCCUAGGGACAUCGGGACAAAACGUGAGUGACAUUUUCCGGUACAGUAGCAUGGAGGAUCACUUGGAGAUCCUGGAGUGGACCCUGCGCAUCCGUCACAUCAGCCCCACAGCCCCUGAUACGCUAGGUUGCUACCCCUUCUAUAAGAACGACCCGUUCAUCUUUCCGGACUGCCCUCACGUCUACUUUUGUGGGAACACCCCCCAGUUUGGCUCUAAAAUUUUCCGAGGCCCAGAGGACCAGAGGGUGCUGUUGGUGGCUGUCCCAGACUUCAGCACCACACAGACUGCCUGCCUUGUGAAUCUGCGCAGCUUGGCCUGCCAGCCCAUCAGUUUCUCAGGCUUUGGGGCAGAGGACGAGGACCUGGGGGGCUUGGGUCUGAGCCCCUGACUCACUGAGACCCGUGCAACGUUGACACUGAGGUGGCAUUUGCUUUAUAACAAAAGCCUGAAGAAAAAAAAAAAAAAAAAAAAA